UCCACGGAGAGGCAAAGAGCGGCAGGGGGAGCGCAGAAAAUGGAGGGAGAGGGAGAAGGCUGAAGACAGUGUGAGCUUCGCUGCACGCUGUUAAUAAUACCAGCUAAACCAGGGCGAAUGAGGACGUUUUUGGGGUCACACAGGACCCCGCACAAAAAUACAAACUCAUUUCUCAGACACGCCAUGGCAUCCUCCCUCGAUGCAGGGACGAUGGAAAGGAGAGACGUGAAAGAGGAAAAGGAUCUAGAGACAGAGGAGAACUGGACAAAAACAGAGGAGUCUCCCGUCCUUUGGGGCGAAUUUCAAGGGACACAGCAGACGGAGGGGGAAGACGAGGACGAGUGGUACCACAAGGGUCUGCAUAGAUGUCGGCCUGAUGACACCUGGGUGGCCUUCAGAGAUGCAGAAGGUGAGGAACCCCGGACAGAUGAUCAGGAGGGGCACACAACACGACAGGACGGGCGCUGGUGGUGCGAAGACAGUACAACGUUGUGUACGAGGGAGCACUCUACAGACAAAAGCAGUCUGGAACAUGUAUUUGAAAACUGCUUUCCUCCAAUGUCACAUCCACUUGUAGAAGAAGAAAUUCAGCCGCUGGAAUCAUUACUACAUGAUGUUAAACCUCAAGGUCAUAAACAGCCAUGGAGAAGAUCCACAGACUAUCUACAGAGAGCCACAUCUGAACACACAAGACAUCCUGAUCUUCUCUACAAGUGGGAAGGAUCACAGCUACACAGCACCUACCUCUCAUCUCUCCAUAUCAACCCCAAUGACAAGGGUCCACCACACAGAACCAAGUUUUUGGCAUCUUCUCCAGUCCCUAAACAGAGGCCACAACCACACAAACUGAGCGCUGGGUUAGCAAGAGAUCCAGAGCUUAAACUGAUGAAGGUGGCCUCUGUGUCAGUCCAUGUCACUGGCUUCAGUCCAUCCCAUCACCUGCAGUCCCUUUUCCAGCACUGGUCGCAGCCCAAUAGGAAGACUAGACUGAAGGUUGCCUAUGAAUUUAACCGCAGUCUCCUCGUGUGACCAUUCUCUGGGACUCACAAUUCACAGUUUUGGUAAUAUUUGGUGGCAGAGCUGAGGAUUUUUAUGUCACAGAAAAGUAUAUUUUCUACAAUAAAAGUUAAUGAUUAAAGAGUGA
Messenger RNA from Bufo gargarizans (Asiatic toad), 1144 nucleotides. RefSeq lists its product as uncharacterized. The transcript has 6 exons. Lineage: Eukaryota; Metazoa; Chordata; Amphibia; Anura; Bufonidae. The record is from RefSeq and is a predicted model, not a curated record. The coding region runs from base 118 to 1029 and encodes 303 amino acids.